CUCUCAGGGGAAAAAUAAUAACGUAGCUUAAUAGCUUUCUAGCGUUGUUCUCUCAAAAGGCAAAAAUGUUUACUAACGCGUCCUUCUUCAAAAUUAUCUUUUUCUUCUUCUUUCGCAUCCUCUUUAGACAAUUUCAUAAUCCAAAAGCUCUCCAUAGGAGUUUUAGCAGUCUCUACUCAUCUCAGAGCAAAUAUCAAAGGUAUCCUUCUCUUGCUCAUAGGUCUGACCUAUCAAACAAACCUUUGAUUUUUAACGUGGAAGGUACUCUCUUGAAAUCCUCUUCUUUGUUUCCUUACUUUAUGCUUGUGGCCUUUGAGGCUGGAAGCAUUUUAAGGGCUUUUUUUCUCUUUCUUUUGUACCCAUUUAUUUGUUUGGUCGGUGGCGAUAUGGGCUUGAAGAUAAUGGUCAUGGUCUGCUUCUUUGGAAUCAAGAAAGAAAGCUUUAGAGUUGGAAGAGCUGUUUUGCCCAAGUUCUUCUUGGAGGAUGUUGGGUUAGAGGCAUUUGAAGUGUUGAAAAGAGGUGGGACAAAGGUGGCAGUAAGCGACUUCCCUCAAGUAAUGAUUGAGAGUUUCCUAAGAGAUUAUUUAGAGAUUGACUGUGUUGUUGGAAGAGAGCUGAAAUCGGUUUGUGGGUAUUUUGUGGGACUCAUGGAACAGAAAAAGAAAGACAUCCUACCUCUAGAGAAGAUACUUGGAGUUGGAGAGGAGAAGACGAUUAAUCAAGAUGUUAUUGGCAUUAGUUGCUUUAACAGAUCUAUUGAUCACCACCUAUUCUCUCAUUGCAAGGAGAUUUACCUGGUCAGAAAAGCAGACAAGAGGAGCUGGCAAUAUCUACCCAGAGACAAGUGCCCCAACCCACUUAUCUUCCACGAUGGUCGACUGGCUCUAAGACCAACCCCACUAGCUACCUUGGCAUUGUUCAUGUGGCUUCCUUUCAGUUUUAUCCUUGUCCCAAUCAGACUAGUUGCUGCCUUAACUCUCCCCUACAGUAUAUCCAUCCCCUUGUUAACUUUCAGUGGAUUUCGUUGCACAAUAUCAAAACCCAAAACUUCUGGUUAUUCCCCUCCAACCCCAAAGGAGAAUAAGCCCAAAAAAGGCCUCCUUUAUGUUUGUAACCACAGAACAUUACUAGAUCCUCUGUACCUUUCUUUCUCGUUGAAGAAAGAUUUAACUGCAGUCACAUACAGUCUCAGCAGGAUGUCGGAGAUAUUAUCGCCAAUCAGAACCGUCCGAUUAACACGUAACCGUGAUGAAGAUGGGAAGAUGAUGGAGAAGCUAUUAAGUCAAGGUGAUCUUGUGGUAUGCCCAGAAGGGACAACAUGCAGGGAGCCAUACCUGUUGAGGUUUAGCCCUUUAUUUUCAGAGAUGAGUGAUGAAAUAGUUCCUGUUGCUUUGGACGCCCACGUGAGCAUGUUUUAUGGCACAACAGCAGGUGGGCUAAAGUGCCUAGACCCACUAUUCUUUCUCAUGAACCCUCUGCCCAGUUACACCAUCCAGUUACUUGAGGGUGUGCCUGGGCUCUCUAAGAGUAAUAAUUGUGAGAAAUCAAAGUUUGAUGUUGCCAAUUAUGUGCAACGUGAGAUUGGCAAAGUGCUGGGCUUCGAGUGUACCAAGCUUACUAGAAGAGACAAAUACGAGAUCUUGGCGGGGAAUGAUGGCUUAACUUCUUCUUCUCCUUCUUGUCCCGCUAUCAAGCACUCCUAAAUCCCACGUCCAAAAUGUGCCCUACAUGCGGAGACAAGAACUUCGCAAGUAUGCUGCUUGCUUACUUUUCUUCAAUUUGGUGAUGCGCGCAGAUGGCACAUGGCAUUUUUUUUUUAGUUUUAUUUUUUAUCAAUAUAUAUAGUUUUUAGAUUAUUAAGCUAUAAGCUCUCUCUCUCUCUCUGUAUAUAUAUUUUAUUCGUUCUUCUGCUUCUCUGAGUGUUGACGACAAGAUGUACCUACGAGUGUUCCAUAUAUAUAUAAAAUUAGAGAAAUUAUUAUGUGCAUGUA
Hevea brasiliensis (rubber tree) is the source of this 1991-nucleotide messenger RNA. Its product is annotated as probable glycerol-3-phosphate acyltransferase 3. Gene Ontology annotation, molecular function: phosphatase activity; glycerol-3-phosphate 2-O-acyltransferase activity. Gene Ontology annotation, cellular component: membrane. NCBI's taxonomy places the organism in Eukaryota, Viridiplantae, Streptophyta, Magnoliopsida, Malpighiales, Euphorbiaceae. The record is from RefSeq and is a predicted model, not a curated record. The coding region runs from base 66 to 1703 and encodes 545 amino acids. Gene Ontology annotation, biological process: cutin biosynthetic process. The transcript is spliced from 2 exons.